CAUGAGUUCAAAUAAGAUUUAGUUGCAUAUUAUUUGCACUGACAAAGAUUUGACCAUACGGAUGAGAUGGAAAACUUUGUAGAUAAACGUAAGAUUUUCCAGAAAACAAAACAUCUCUAUUUAUCGCCAUGCAAAUAUACAGGGAACUUAUUAACUUUAUUAAAGUACUUCUAAUAAAUUAGCAUUUGCAUCAGAUGCCAACAAUCAUAAUUUUAAGGAUGGACUUCACAUUCUACAUAAAAGACAUUUUAUGACCUGAAGAAAAUAUUUAUGUAAUUGGCUUCUGAAAAAUAAAAUAAAAUAAACACCGAAGAAAAGUAAAUCUCAAGUUUGAUAGAAGACUCUCGAUUUAACUCCUAUCUUGAAUUUUGCAAGAUCGUCUUUCUGUGUUAAAUUAUUUUUUAAAUUGAUGCGGGUUUAUGGUUUGUGGUUUCUGGUUAAACCACAGCUGAAAACGGAAGUAAAAUGACCGUUAUGUUUACAUUAACAACCGUUACUAUUGGGAAUCGUCGUAUAAAACUCUGAGGUUUCCCAGGAGACAGUACAGAGAUAACAAACACAAGGAGGAAGCAUAUAUAAAGUUCUCAUUUCACGCUCAACACGAGUUUUGCUAAAACAUCUUCACUCUGUAAAAAUGUCGUACCUAGAGACAUCGCACUACCUGAAGAACUCCACAUUUGAUCCUCCUCCAUUCCUGAGUACGAAUGAUCAAUACAAGACAACGUAUAUCAAUGAUUACAGUCGGUUUGGACCUCAACUUAACUCCUCGGCUAACCCAGCUCCGCCGUUCCUGACCGGAUCUUCAAGUGGGUUUCCUGUUGGCACUGCCUUACAUGCCACAACUCCUAUAACCUCUCUACCAACUUCAAGUUUUGUGCACAAAAAUUCCAUGUAUACUCCUAACCAAUGGAGGACAUCGAACACACAUAACGUUAGCAACGGUGAGAGGGAACGAGCGACAGCAGAACGGCUACGAGACGAAUGCGCACGACUUCGUACAGAAACUGCUAUCAAAACCAACCGUACUCAACUUGAUGUGAACAACAAGUUAGAUGGCAGAAUAACGGAUGUCGACUUCUGGAAACAAGAGUUAAAUCGUGAACAUCGUGAAAUAGUUGAAGAAAUUAAAAUGUUACAACAGUUUAUAGGUCGCUUAGAGAGAGCCCUCGCUGCCACUGAACAACCCCUCAAUGUGGCAAGACAGAAUCUGGACUACAGAACACGACGCGUGAAAAUUGAUCUGGUGUUUGAUAAUGUUGAAGAAAUAUUAAAUAAGGUACGAAAUACCAAUAUUUCGGAGUUUACUCCAUCAUCAGUUUACAAAAACUACACAAAUUUUACACUCUAGCUUUCUCUGAUUCUAUACACAGCUUGCAUGUAACCCUUUUUUCAUGUUAUCCAUUUUUGAGACUUGUUACAUUUUUUGUGUUCACUUAAAGAUAUGUAAUUUUUAACUAUAUCAUUUCUUUUUAAUCACAGGAAAUGAAAACUAUUGAAGAUUUUCAAGCACUUUUCAAAAAAACGUUGGAACAAGCAAUGAAUAUGCUCUGGUAUGAUUGAAAUUGUUUAAUUUAGAAUAUUUUAACUUGCCGCGGUAUGUGUGGUUGCCAUAGAAAUAUCCCCAAACAGAAAUUUAUAGUUUACCGUGAGUCAGGGUAAACUAUCCCUGAGCGAUCUUCGAAAGCAAUUGCAUCAUUUGCAUGCAAUGUUUGCACGAAUGUCUCCGUGUUUUCCCACUCUUCGAUACAUUGUUCAGGAAACAAAAUUUGUUUCCCAGGAAGAAAAAAUGUCUUCCGACAAACCCAGCAGUUGUAUACUUUGUUUCCCUAUCUUCAGGAAACAUGGUUUAGAAUGGCAAUUUGAGUGGUAGACGUUGGAGAUAGUAAACUAGUAAAAGUAGAUCGCAUCAGGAUGCAUUGCCACUUAAAGGGUUAAUUCCAAUCAUCGAAAAACACGGACAGGAAAGUGAGGAAACAUGUACCCCAGGUAUCUAAUUGUGGUUCCCUGUUAUUAACAUACGUGCUUUCUGUUAUCAGGACACUACGAAACAUUAAGACGAUGUUGGAGAAUGACAUUUCUGGCAAGUUCACAGCGCUGUCCAUAGAUACUCACUCUCGCAGUUUAAACAAUCAUUCCAAAGGAUUGUAUUAUGCACCACAUGCUGUCUGUAUUCAGGCCAAGUAAGUUUAUAUGCAUAUCUUAAAUUGCAUUGGAUUUAAAGUCAUAACAGAUUGUUCAUGUAUGACCACAUGACCAUCGGUAUUAUAUAAUUGCGCAAUGUAAAAUGUGUAUUAAAAAGUGCGUAUAGAACUGAAGUGAAGAAACCCAGAGUAGCAUUGCUUGCAUGUGUACAUCCCACGACUAGUUAUGUGGACCCUGUAUGAUAGAGUCAGGAUCCUGCAAGAGUUACUGUGGUAGAUUCUCCUAUCCUAUACCCAGAAAGGUCAGAAGAACGAAGAUACGUACUGUAUUUUUCGUUUGCCGCAUGAAGAGGAAACACUCUUUCGUUUGAGCACAAUUAACUAACAACCACUUUAUGAAAAAUAACAUCUUCACAAGUGGGUUUGAUAAGGUACUUUAAAACUGUCUAACUACACCGCAGUCCUGAACAACAGUGGGAUCCUGGAUCCUGAGGAAAAUUUCCCUUGCCAGCCAGAUUGAGGCACGUUUUCAAUUUUCAUCAAACACUCUACCUCCAUGAUCAAUAACGUAACUUUCGUUUUGUUUGUAGUUCCUCUACUGUUGAUGGAUGGGAAGCUUUCUCUACCAACAAUAUUGCAAAAGCUGAACGUGAACGCAAGGCAUCUGUAGCAUUACGAAGUGAAAUCAACAGCAUCUUAAUGCAAAGUUUUGCUGACCUACGUGGCUUGUAUGAGAAUGUUAAUAAUAUAUUUGAUAGACGUAUUGAAGAAACAAUGGAAGCCAAGAGAAAGCUUGAACGAGAACUAGCACGGGUAAGCGAGAUUAUCCAAUCAAUUACCACUUGGUCAAUUAUACCGUACUAUCAUUUCGAGUUUUAAUAUAAUAGAAUAAAAUAGAAUGAAAUGCUACGAUAAUGUGAAUCCAUGCACAUUUAACGUUAUCUGCAUCGCUUUCCUUAAAGUUAUGAAAAAGAUAACUCAUAAUCGUACCAAAAUUGGUCGUUUAUUUGUAAGACGAUAACAUGUUGUAACAGGUCUACUAAGCCAUCUAUGCCUUGUACUUGUAGCGAGUUUUCAACAAAUAACUAGCUGAUAUCAUGGCUUGUUGAAACAAUCUUGAAGCAAGUUUGCUUUCGAACUGUGAAAACCAUCGAGUUUCGCCGUGCUUUUACGUUUUCACUUUUUUUAUACACUCACAAUUUUUGCUGCGAUUUCUAAACGAUUUUCGUCUUCUGAUACAUGUGAACGAGUAGAUGAGAUAUGAAUUUUCUGAGUAUAUGCAACUCAUCCACUCGUUCACAUACAUCAGAAGAAGAAAAUCGCACUGGAAAUCGCAGCGAAAAUUGCAAGUAUAAACGGCCUUUAGAGUUUAGUGUUACCUUGACCUUGUUUCAUCUCUUGCUUAUAAAAACGACCUCUCAGUCUCUUGAAAGUUUAAUUCUCAUUAAUGUCUUUAUUCAAUUUUCAGGUAAUUGAUGAAAUGAAUGCGAUGCAAAACAACAUUGAUAACCUUAGAAUGGCGAUCGCAGAGAAAGAAAAUCCUCUUAAGCUUGCUCAUACACGUUUGGACAAACGUUCACGACGACCUGGCAUUGAGUUAUGUGCUGAUGCGCCUCAGUAUCGUCUUGUUUCUGAAGUAGGUGAGAUAAAUGCAUCGGUUGAUCGUCUGAGACAACGUAUGGCUGAAUCACAACGACAACUGGAGAAUCUAGCUCAACAGAAAGCCAGUUUGGAAGAUGAUAUCAACACAAAAACCAACACCAUAUUCCUAGAUCGUGAUCAAUGUAUGACCGUCAGAAAGCAAGUUCGACACAUUCAACACUGAAUAGACACAUUGGACACUGAACUGUCAAUAUAUUAUAUACAUGGGCAUUUUUUUAUUGAGUUGAAAGCCUAUUUAACCACAGUAUUAGCUAUAGAUAUUUAACACUGACGUCCUUUUGAUGCAUGUCGGGAUUUUUAAUGAUUAAAAAAGUUAACAACCGGUAUAUUAAAUUCUUUCGUCACUGAACUGUCAACAUAUACUGUAUAGAGAUUUCCUAUUGAUCUAAAAGUGUUUAUAACAGUAACAAUAAUGAACUUGUAUAACACGGUAAUGACACCGUAUAUAAUAAAUAUAUCGUUUAAUAUAUUGUUUGUAUAUAUAUUAAAAUAUUG
Paramuricea clavata is the source of this 4298-nucleotide messenger RNA. The record is from the annotation of a GenBank genome assembly. NCBI's taxonomy places the organism in Eukaryota, Metazoa, Cnidaria, Anthozoa, Malacalcyonacea, Plexauridae.